ACUAUUAAAAUGUUGAUCAAAACGUGCUCCGUUUCUAGAAGUUCGGACCAUUCAGAACCCGCACUAUGAAAACCAAUUCAAACUUUCCAGAUAUGGCGUACCUGCAUCAUAUCGUGUUUUGAAGGGCAAAACAAUCAGUCCCUUCUCUGUGAUCCUUGGAUCCAGAAAUCUCUUCCAAAUCUGGCAAUUAGAUAAUUUUCUUCUCUCGUCGUCUGGAAAUACAAAGUUAGAUACCAAAAAUAUUGUUGUUGAUCGAAGAUUUUCAAGAAAUUGAAUUGUACAGAUAAAAUGGCGUCGGAGCAGUUAGUGGCAAGCGGCGGUCCCCGAUACAUGCAGAUGCAAUCGGAGCAGUCGCCCUCGUUGUUGGCAUCGCAGCCGUCGAUGAUGCAAUCGCUCUUCUCGUUCACUCAGGGUUACGCGCCUGAGGCGAGUCGGAUUUUCGACGAGUUACCGAAGGCCUCAAUCGUCUCCGUCUCGAGACCAGACCCUAGCGAUAUCAGUCCCAUGCUCCUCUCCUACACAAUUGAAGUGCAAUACAAACAGUUCAAGUGGCAAUUAACAAAGAAAGCUGCCCAAGUUUUCUAUUUGCACUUUGCUUUGAAGAAGCGUGCAUUUAUUCAGGAAAUUCACGAGAAGCAAGAACAGGUUAAAGAAUGGCUUCAAAAUCUAGGAAUAGGAGAUCACGCGCCUACAGUGCAUGAUGAUUAUGAUCCUGAUGACGAUGCUGUUCCCUUAACUCAUGAUGGAAGUUUCAAAAAUAGAGAUGUUCCCUCAAGUGCUGCUUUACCUGUUAUACGUCCAGCCCUGGGAAGGCAGCACUCCAUUUCAGACAGAGCAAAGGUUGCCAUGCAAGAAUAUUUGAACCACUUCCUAGGAAACAUGGAUAUUGUUAACUCCCGAGAGGUUUGCAAGUUUUUGGAGGUUUCUAAGUUGUCGUUUUCACCAGAGUAUGGCCCUAAGCUAAAGGAAGAUUACGUAAUGGUGAAGCAUCUACCAAAAAUUCCAAGAAGUGAUGAUUCUAGGAGAUGUUGUGCAUGCCAUUGGUUCAGCUGUUGUAAUGACAACUGGCAGAAGGUGUGGGCUGUGUUAAAACCAGGAUUCUUGGCCUUGUUGGGAGAUCCCUUUGAUACGAAACCUUUAGACAUAAUUGUUUUUGAUGUGCUACCAGCUUCAGAUGGGAAUGAUGAAGGCCGAGUGUCAUUAGCUGUAGAAAUAAAGGAACACAAUCCUUUGCGUCAUUCAUUUAAAGUGACAUGUGGAAAUCGGAGCAUAAACUUAAGAGCAAAGACUAAUGCUAAAGUUAAAGAUUGGGUUGCAUCAAUUAAUGAUGCUGGGCUUAGGCCUCCUGAGGGCUGGUGUCAUCCUCAUCGUUUUGGCUCUUUUGCUCCUCUGAGAGGUUUGACUGAAGAUGGUAGUCAGGCUCAGUGGUUCAUAGAUGGUAGGGCAGCAUUUGAAGCGAUUUCUUCAUCAAUUGAGGAUGCUAAAUCAGAGGUAUUCAUUUGUGGAUGGUGGCUGUGCCCAGAACUAUACCUUCGUCGUCCUUUUCAUGCUAAUGCCGCUUCUCGGCUUGAUGCUUUACUGGAAGCCAAAGCUAAGCAAGGGGUUCAGAUAUACAUUCUUAUUUACAAAGAGGUUGCUCUUGCUUUAAAAAUCAAUAGUGUUUAUAGCAAGAGAAAGCUCCUCAGCAUUCAUGAGAACGUGAGGGUACUGCGCUAUCCUGACCACUUUUCCAGUGGUGUUUACCUAUGGUCGCACCAUGAAAAACUUGUGAUUGUUGAUCACCAGAUUUGCUUUAUUGGAGGACUGGACUUAUGUUUUGGCCGCUAUGAUACGCCUGAACACAAAGUUGGUGAUUGUCCACCUCUGGUAUGGCCUGGAAAGGACUAUUAUAACCCAAGGGAAUCAGAACCUAAUUCAUGGGAGGAUGUCAUGAAAGAUGAGCUGGAUCGGGGAAAAUACCCUCGAAUGCCUUGGCAUGAUGUCCAUUGUGCCCUUUGGGGACCACCUUGUCGUGAUGUAGCGAGGCACUUUGUUCAGCGCUGGAACUACGCAAAGAGAAAUAAGGCUCCAUAUGAAGAAGCAAUUCCGCUGCUUAUGCCCCAACAGCACAUGGUUAUCCCACAUUAUAUGGGAAGAAGCAGAGAGAUUGACAUUGAGUCUGAGUCUGAGUCCAAGUAUGUGGAAGAGAAUUUUCGAGAAUUAAAAAGACAGGAUUCCUUUUCCUCUAGAUCGUCUUUACAAGAUAUCCCAUUGCUUUUGCCUCAAGAGGCUGAGGGGCUGGAUGGUUCCACUGGAAACACCAAAUUAAACGAGUUGCAUUCUAUGACAAGCAGAAACCAUCCUUUCUCUAACCGGAAAUCCAAGAGCAAACCAGGGGUUCCAGAUAUGCCAUUGAAGAGCUUUGUAGAUGACCUUGAUGCGUUGGAUAAUCAUGGAAAUGUGUCUUCUGAUUUACUAGCACAGCCUGGCAAUGAAACUUCAGAUUUAGAAUGGUGGGAAACACAAGAGCGUGGUGAUCAGAUUGGUUCUGCAGAUGAAAUUGGGGAAGUUGGUCCACGUAUUUCUUGCCGCUGUCAGAUUAUUAGGAGUGUCAGUCAGUGGUCUGCAGGAACAAGCCAAACUGAAGAGAGCAUUCACUGUGCUUAUUGUUCUCUCAUUGAGAGAGCCGAACACUUCAUCUAUAUUGAGAACCAAUUUUUUAUAUCAGGUCUCUCAGGGGAUGAGAUUAUUCGGAAUCGUGUGUUAGAAGCAUUAUUCCGACGUAUUAUACGAGCUUACAAUGACAAGAAGUGUUUCAGGGUUAUUAUUAUUAUACCUUUGCUGCCUGGUUUCCAGGGAGGUCUGGAUGAUGGCGGUGCAGCAUCUGUGAGAGCCAUAAUGCACUGGCAGCAUCGAACCAUCUGCAGAGGACAGAAUUCGAUCCUGCAUAAUCUUUAUGAUAUUCUUGGUCCCAAAACUCAUGAUUACAUAUCUUUCUAUGGUCUGAGAGCAUAUGACAAACUUUCUGAUGGUGGUCCUGUUGCGACCAGCCAGGUGUAUGUGCAUAGUAAAGUCAUGAUAAUUGAUGACACUGUAGCCUUGAUUGGUUCAGCUAAUAUUAAUGACCGGAGUUUGCUUGGUUCAAGAGAUUCUGAGAUAUGUGUCCUUAUUGAAGACAAAGAGUUCGUUGAUUCAUCCAUGGGAGGAAAUCCAUGGAAGGCUGGAAGAUUUUCUUUGAGUCUUCGCAUCUCACUAUGGUCUGAACACCUUGGUCUUCGGGCAGGAGAGAUCAAUCAAAUAGUUGACCCGGUUAUUGAUUCAACUUAUAAAGAUAUAUGGAUGUCCACAGCAAAGACGAAUACAACGAUCUACCAGGAUGUUUUUUCUUGUGUGCCUAAUGAUCUUAUACAUUCCAGGUAUGAUGCAUUUCAUUUCCUUUUUUUCCCCCUACUUUUCCCCUUGCGCAAGGAAAUCGUCUUACAUUUUCAUAUUACUACUUGCAGAGCUGCAAUCAGACAAAGCUCGACCUUUUGGAAGGAGAAACUUGGGUACACAACUAUCGACAUAGGAAUAGCCCCUGUAAAGCUAGAGUCCUAUCAAAAUGGGGACAUCAAAAGAUCUGAUCCGUUGGAAAGAUUACAGUCAGUGCGCGGACAUCUUGUUUCUUUCCCACUGGAUUUCAUGUGCAAGGAAGAUUUAAGGCCCGUAUUUAACGAAAGUGAAUAUUAUGCAUCUCCUCAUGUUUUUCAUUAAUUUGUGGAGGGCACUUGAAGUUGCUCUUAAUUGAAUUCUUCCCAGCUCAUAUGGUUCAUAAAUUAUACGGCAAGUUUUGUAGAACUUUUCCCUCUUUUUUCCAUGAGGGAAAUCUGCACAGGAGAGAGCGAGUGAAGAAGGAGAGAGCGCUCGUAUAUAAUAGGGCAAAUGACGAAUCAGUCGUUUGAAAUUAACCAAUAUACACUAAAUUCAUCUUCCACUUGGAAUACUCUUUGCGAUUCAUUUUCUUUACUGGAUCAUGGAUUGAGGCCUGGUGGUUGCUCUGAUUGUCUUUCACAUGUGGCGUAGUCAUGAACCUAACGACAGGUUGGUAAGCAGAAAAUUGAUUUUGUUGUAGUGGUGGAACCAUGGGCAUGAUAUUUGACUUCACUGUAAGUUGUGGAGAAUGAAGAUAUAUAAUCAUAUAUGUUAAUCGUAAAUACUUUCUAUUGGCUACAUGGUACUUCAAGAAAAUGUAAAGCUAUGUGAAAUAUCAGUCACUUGUGUGUUUUGAUGUA
Tripterygium wilfordii is the source of this 4250-nucleotide messenger RNA. RefSeq names its product phospholipase D zeta 1. The transcript is spliced from 20 exons. The record is from RefSeq and is a predicted model, not a curated record. Gene Ontology annotation, molecular function: D-type glycerophospholipase activity. Bases 289 to 3732 code for a protein of 1147 amino acids. Gene Ontology annotation, cellular component: plasma membrane. Gene Ontology annotation, biological process: phospholipid catabolic process; phosphatidic acid biosynthetic process; intracellular signal transduction. Lineage: Eukaryota; Viridiplantae; Streptophyta; Magnoliopsida; Celastrales; Celastraceae.